Molecule: messenger RNA, 1149 nt
Organism: Spinacia oleracea (spinach)
Lineage: Eukaryota; Viridiplantae; Streptophyta; Magnoliopsida; Caryophyllales; Amaranthaceae
Exons: 2
Coding region: 1-1149 (382 amino acids)
Source: RefSeq, a predicted model, not a curated record
AUGGCAAACAUUCCCAAGCUACACCCUGCCACCACUGUUGCAAACAUCAAGACGUGCAUUCUUGUCACCCUGGACUACGAAGGCACGCAAUACAACAAUUGGUCCACCCUUAUGCAACUGCACUGCCGUGCACAUAUGGUCCUCGACCACAUCAUCCCUGCCGCCCCUCCUUCCCCUACCACCGAGUCUGAAGCAGACAAGGUUGCCGCAAAAGCUAUGUGGCAACGCCUAGACGACAUUGUUCGUCAAUGGAUAUAUGGUACGAUCUCCAAUGAUCUUCUCAACACCAUUCUCGAUCAAGAGGACUCCGCACUCGAUGCAUGGAACCGGCUUGUGCGUCUCUUCCAGAGCAAUAAAAGUGCUCGUUCCCUUCAUCUCGACACCCUAUUUACUACCACGAAGCUGGAUCAAUUUUCUGGUAUUAAACCCUAUUGCACUUGCAUCAAAGUCCUCUCCGACAAUCUCCGAAGCGUAGGUGCUCCGGUGUCAAAUGAUAUAAUGGUUCUUCGCCUUUUACAAGCAUCGUGUUCCCUUACCUCGUUCGAGGAGGUCCGCUCUAUGUUGGAAUUCGAAGAGGACUCCGGUCUAGACGGCGACUCCGGUAUGGUUCCUGACACCGCUCUUUAUAAUGUUGCUAAUGAUCAUGUUGUUGGCAAUGGCCAGGAACAUCAUCCCCAUCACAAUAAUAACAGGCACAACAACAAUAAUAACCAUCAUCGUGGCAAGAAAGGAAACCGUGGUCGCGGCGGCAACAACAACAAGCGUCACCACAACAGGAACAAUAACGGUGGGGGUGGCCGAAACAACCAGCAACGACCCUCUGACCACCAGCCUUACGGGGCAGCUCCUCUUUACAGGAAGUUCCCACCGUUGGUAGCUCACUUGACUCAUCAACCAUGGGCUACUCCACCCUGUCCGCAUCCAUCCACGGGCUGGCGAUACCGCCCUACGGCCCCGCGUCAGCCCUCUCCGCAACAGGCAGGAGUAUUGGGGCACGACCUCCACAGGCAUACUUCAUGGCACCACCUCCCUCAAGCUAUGCUCCAACUGGUUACAUGCCCAUAUGCAUUGAGCAAGCUAUGCACACCAUGUCCUUACACCCUCCUGGUGAAAACGGGUACAUGGACACCGGUGCAACAUCGCAUAUGA